GCGCAGGAGACUGUCACACUGUUGGAAGGUGAGUUACAGACAGUAAGAGUUACAGUUGUCUAGAAGUAAGCAGUGAUGUAUGUAGGGAGACAUGUAAAGUGCUGGCCAGGGAGUGUGCCACUAUGUUAGUUACUUGUAUAGACGAGGCAGGAGCGCAGGAGACUGUCACACUGUUGGAAGGUGAGUUACAGACAGUAAGAGUUACAGUUGUCUAGAAGUAAGCAGUGAUGUAUGUAGGGAGACAUGUAAAGUGCUGGCCAGGGAGGGUGCUACUAUGGUGGUCACUUGUAUAGACGAGGCAGGAGCGCAGGAGACUGUCACACUGUUGGAAGGGUCCAACCAUACCGCUAUGAGAUAUGAUGUGACACAAUUCGAUUCCGGCAAGGAACUGUUGAAAUCAAUCAUCCAGAAGUAUGGAAGGCCUCCAAACAUCCUCGUGAACAGUGCUGGCAUUGCUACGGUCAUCGGCCUGUUAGACGAGACUCCAGAGACCUUCCAGCGAGUUCUAGAUGUCAACCUCAAGGGAACUGUGUUCACGAUCCAAGCUGUGUGUAGGGAGCUGGUGGCCGCCAAUAUGCCAGGGUCUGUGGUGAACAUCUCCAGCAGAACAGUCGGCAGACCUUUGAAGUACAUCAGUGCCUAUGUGGCCAGCAAGGGUGGGGUUGACGGAAUCACCAAGUGUUUCGCGAAGGAAAUGGGCCCACAUGGAAUACGAAUAAAUAGUGUACAACCUGGAAUGAUAAAAACACCCAUGCUUGGCGAAGAUAAUUCCUCAGACAUGGUAAACGAUUGGGUGGCCGACACCUCCACAAAGCGUUUAGGACAGCCUCAAGAGGUGGCCGAAGUGAUCACAUUUCUAGCAUCUGAUCGAGCCUCGUACAUAAAUGGCGCUCACAUCACCAUAUCCGAUACUUACUAAAUGAGGUUUCAUUCUCAUAGCGUAUUCUGACUUCAGCAGUACAAUCUCUGAUAUUGAUGUUGAAUACAAACAUUUUUGAAACUUAAUUCGUGCAGCAGGUUGGAAUGAAUACCCUUAUAGGAUCUCGGGUAUUUGCCAUCGUUAUAUGUUACAAAACUAAACACUACGUUUCGAGGAUUAUAUCUACCCUCUUCAUCAGGUGCCAAAAUGUUAAGGUGUAAGGUUUGUCUUGCUCAAAGAAUUUAAAAAUCACUAGGUCGUGGAUAAUAUCUGAAAAAGUUACAAGUUACAAAACUAGUGUUCUGGUUUUGCAACAUAUAUCAAAGACAAAUUUCCUAUUAUCCUUUAAAAUUGUCCAUCGUCGAUAACGAAAUUUAAGCAAAGAAUAGCUACAUUGAUUUAAAUUAUCAUUAACAUGCGUGUUUCUUCAACUCUGCAACAGUGAAACAAUGAAGACUCACUUUGAAUUUUUUUUUCUCUAAUAACUAAACUGAGUUUUAUGAAUGGUUUAAAGAAUGGUCAAUGUAACAUUUCAACCAUCUACAGUAACAGAAUUAGAUUGAUAGCAUUGUCAAUUACCACACGCAAUUCGAACAUCACCAAACAUACAAUAUAUUAUUAUUGGAAACACGCAUGGAAAAGGAAUAAAGCACAUUAUAUUGA
Messenger RNA from Homalodisca vitripennis (glassy-winged sharpshooter), 1582 nucleotides. Its product is annotated as estradiol 17-beta-dehydrogenase 8-like. Gene Ontology annotation, molecular function: oxidoreductase activity. The coding region runs from base 275 to 919 and encodes 214 amino acids. The transcript is spliced from 5 exons. The record is from RefSeq and is a predicted model, not a curated record. Lineage: Eukaryota; Metazoa; Arthropoda; Insecta; Hemiptera; Cicadellidae.